AGGAAAGCAGCACAUUUAGUGCUAGCAUUGCUAAAACACUUUUAGAAAGUACUUCAAUAAGGAAGCAGUUUGCAUGAUAUAUUGUAUGAACUUUCACCACAGCAACAAAAACCUUUUAUAAAACACAAUAGCAGAGCUUAAAUCAUGAUGGCUCUCAAGGAAAUAGUCAGAAACCACGUCAAAGAAUAACGAAAUCUUCCUCUUUGUACAUAAGACAUGAGCUCAUAACAAUAGAGAUGCAGAUUAACUAAAGCUCUAAUAGAUUUCAACAUUUAAGUAAUAAUACUGUGAGGUCAUUUAAACUUCUGAUCAUGUCCAAGCUUAUAAUCUGGAUAUGAUAUAAAAGCAAGAGAGAGCAGCUGUAGAUUCACCAGUAAGAUUCAACACCAAGUCAAACUCAUCAUGAUCUUCACCAUAACCUGCUUUGCUCUGGUGGCCUCUGCUCUGGGUUGUGGAGUUCCUGCUAUUAAACCACAGAUAAUCGGAAGCAGGAUUGUGAAUGGCCAGAACGCCAUAUCUGGCUCUUGGCCCUGGCAGGUCUCUCUGCAGCUCCCUAAUGGUGUCCAUUUCUGCGGAGGAUCUCUGAUUAACCGGAACUGGGUUCUCACUGCUGCUCACUGCAGCGUUGUAGUUGGAUAUCAUCGUGUUGUUCUUGGAGAACAUGAUCGUGGUUCCAAUGCAGAGCCCAUCCAAGUGAAACUAGUGUCCAAGGUGGUCACGCAUCCUCUUUUCAGCCGCACAACCCUCAACAAUGACAUCGCACUGCUGAAACUUGCGUCUCCAGUCACUCUGACCGCUCGGGUCUCUCCUGUAUGUCUGGCUCCAUCAGCCAUCAACAUCCAGUCUGGAACCCGCUGCUUCACCACUGGAUGGGGCAGAACCGCCAGCACAUCGAGUCCUCGUAUCCUGCAGCAAACAAGCGUCCCCUUAGUUAGUCAUGCCGACUGCAGACAGAUCUGGGGUCGAAACAGAGUUACAGACGCCAUGAUCUGUGCAGGAGGAUCUGGAUCUUCAUCCUGUCGGGGUGAUUCCGGAGGUCCUCUGGUGUGUGAGCGUUCAGGGGUCUGGACUCUGGUGGGCUCUGUGUCCUGGGGUCUCGACACUUGUAACACCCGUUUCCCAGGAGUGUAUGCCCGCAUCUCUCAGCAGCGCUCCUGGAUCAACACGACUGUCACCUCCAAUUAAAGCAGCAGUCUGAAUAUUUAACUCAUAAUCUGAUUUCGGUAACUUGCUGUGGGUCUUUUUAUUAAUCACUAUCAUCAUUCUAGUCAGUCUGAACUUCCUUUAUAUGUUUAAUACUGUUGUCUUGAUUCAUCUGUACAAAUAUUAUCAAUAAAGAAAUUGCAUUGAAA
Danio rerio (zebrafish) is the source of this 1352-nucleotide messenger RNA. The record is from RefSeq and is a predicted model, not a curated record. Lineage: Eukaryota; Metazoa; Chordata; Actinopteri; Cypriniformes; Danionidae.